GCCGCUCAGUCGAGUUUCAGACGUGGUCGCGUUCAGUUCGUGGCUGUUUACUGCGCUUACAAUUGCUCUGUGUCUGUCUCUGUGUCUGUGUUUCCCGCCCCACUGCCGCAUGCAGUCGUCUCGGUGAAAAUGCAAAUUUGCCCAAGUACCAAAUACUAAAUACUCGAACGGUUGUCGUCGGUCGGUGGAAUUGGCCGCACAUCGCUACCUGGCCUCGUCAUCAUCAUCAUCCCUCCGAAACUCUGGGAAUCCUGGCGGGGGGCACAAAGCAAACAGCGCAUCCGUUUCCGGUUCUUUCUGCUGAUUGUUGUUGCAGUCAGUCGGUCGCUGGUUUUUCAUGAAUGAAAUUUGUAAUUCCGUGUGAGUGUGCGCGCGAGUGUGUGUGUGUGAGCCGCAGGUCCCGUCCAGUUUGAGCCCGAACUCCAGCGGUGUCAACUGACGGCCCAGCAAUCGCAUUGUCGUCAGUGCACCGUAAAGAUCUUUAUCGCAUUUUAAACACAAACGUUCUGGAGCAGAAGGCAUCGUCGUCACCGUCGUCAUCGUCGUCGUCAGGUAGACGGAAACCAAACAUCGGGCCCGGCCAGGUUAAUGCGGUUUAUUGUUCUAUGAGCGAGCGCUCUGGCACCGCUCUGUUUAAGUUUCGCACGCUGAUAAAGAGGACCUCGCCCAGCCAUCGAUAUGUGGCCAAAGCUCAGCCCACUUCUCAUGCUCUCGCUGCUGUCCGCCCUGGCAGCGGCCAAUGACCUCAAGGAUCUGCUAGAGGACAGCACCACGACGAUCAGCAGCACCACCACCACCAGCACCACUCCCUCACCGUUGUCAUCGCCCACCACGCCCACCGCCUAUGUGGUGUCCGCAGCGGCAGUUCCCGCCCUUGCUGCCGGCAGAGGAAAGUCCAAGACCUCCUCCGGCAAGUACGUCAACAAGAGCUCUCCCAGGAAGCGCAAGGCGGAGCAGGUGUCCUCGCUGCCGCUGCCCGUGGACGACGGACUCAUGGAGUGGAAGUGCCCCAAUAUCACGGGCACUCGGAACGCGGAACUCGAGUGCGGAUGCGACCUGCCCCACACACUCCGGUGCAACAUUGAUCUGCACGGAAUGCUGCUUUUGGCGGACAGGCUGCGCACCUCUCCGUACUCCAUUUCGUUGCUGGACUGUUCCUUGCGGAACGUGACCUUUCUGAGCGAUGCCAAGAUCUUCGAUGGAGUUUCGCUGCACGGCUUAGUGAUCUCCUCCGGCGAGAUUAAGCGGGUGCACAAGUCCGCCUUCCUGGGAAUCCGAGGACCUCUACAGGCACUCGGACUGCCCGGAAAUGCGCUGAUGAGCGUGCCCUGGAACGCUUUGUCCACGCUGGGCGCCUUGGAGCGCUUGGACCUGGCCAACAACAAGAUCAAGGCCCUGGGCACCGCCGACUUUGUGGGCUUGACCAGUCUGGUUUACCUGGAGCUGAGCAACAACCAGAUCUCGAGCAUUUCGCAGCGCACCUUCGGCAACCUGCGAAAGCUAGAGGUGUUGAAGCUGGGCGGCAACAGAUUGGGUGACUAUGCCCAGAGCUUGAGGUCGCUGAGCCAGUGCCUCAGCCUGCGGCAGCUGGACUUGCAGGCCAACAACCUGAAUGGACCACUGAGUGAGCAGACGCUGCCCGGAAUGAGGAACCUCGAGAGCUUGAACCUCAAUCGAAAUCUUAUCAAGAGCAUCCAGAACAAGGCGUUGGCCAAUUUCUCGCGACUGGUGAGUCUCUCGCUGCGCCACAACCAAAUCGAUGUGCUGCAGGACCACGCCUUCUUCGGGCUGGGGGCUUUGGACAGCCUGGAUCUGAGCUACAAUGGCAUUGUGGCCAUCUCUAGUUCCUCGCUGCAGCAUCUGUCCCGCCUGACCGUACUGGAUCUCACCCAUAACUUCCUGCGAGCCCUGACCUCCGAUUUGAUAGCACCGCUGCCAUCGCUAAGGGAGUUGCGGCUGGCGGGCAACGACAUCUCCAUUGUGGCCCGGAACGCCAUGGACGGAGCUCGGGAACUGGAGAGCCUGCAGAUGCAGGACAAUCCGCUGUCGUGCGACUGCAGCAUCCGGCCCUUCGCCGAGUGGCUGCAGGAGUCGCAGCUCCACUCCAGCCUGAGUGCCUCCUGUGUGACGCCGCCCAGGCUGGAGGGAGCUCCGUUGCUCCAGGUUCCCGUGGAGACACUCAGCUGCGACAUGGACAACGUGGAGAAGGACAAUGCCAACAUCAUGCAGCACCUGGAGACGCUGGCCAAGCCGAAUCAAACCUCGCCCAUCAAGGAUCUCUCCGAGGAGAUUAUUCUACAUGAGCUGCACUUUUCGGCGGACUAUGGCCUGAUCCUCACCUGGCUGCUGAAUCUUAGCAAGAAGGAUUACAUGUGCGAUGCGAUCUUUGUCUACAAGGAGGAGCACAUAAACGAGAUUCUCAUAGACAACUCACCGAUCCAUUGCGAGAGCAAAGUGGUCAAUGGCCAGAACACCGUGAGUGUGAUAGUGCCGGAUAGCUCUUCCCUAGAAAUUGGCGAGAGCUAUCGCUUUUGCCUGGUCAUGAUUCAGGAGAAGAAUCCCAAGGCGGAGCUGAACAUUGGCUGCUCCAACAUCACCCAGUUGGAGAGGAGCAGUCCAGGCGCCAUUCCCGUGUCGCGCCAGUACCAGCGACGGCCCUACUAUACCGCCAAUGAGCUGAAACCGGAGGCGGUGCACGAGAGUGCUGGAGAGGAUUACCAGCUGAACCAGCGCCGCUUCAACUCGGUGGUGGGCAGUCAGCCGCAACAGACGCAGCCAUCGACGCUGCUGCACAGCUACACGGUCAUAGAUUCCCUGAACCGGAGCUUCUUGCCGGGAUUGGGCCUGGGCGUGCUGGUCACCUCGGUGCUGGUCCUGAUCUGGGGAGCCACUCGCAUCCGGCAGACGGGCGGCAGUCAUGGCAACGGAGGUGGUGGUGGUGGUGGCAGGAGUAACGAUAGCAUUGGCAGCAACAGCAGCAACAGCAUGCACAACAACAACAACAACAGCAGCAGGCCGGGCACACCGACGGCCACCACCUGCUACGCCGCCUCGGAGCACAUAGCCCGGCUGGCGGAUGCGGAAAACGGGACCCGCUACCUCAAGCUCCAGGCCACGACGAGUCUGUGAGGAAGCAGAAGCAACCAGCCAAAUGUCCACUCAAAAAACCAUGUGAUAGUACAGUAGUACCGACUGUACCGACUGUACCGACUCCCUACUCUUGAGUAGUCUUGAGUUAACGAUAUACGUAGCCCUAAGGUCCACUGCACUAAUCCAAAUAGUUGGCCCACACUAACCCACUUGUGCCAUAAGCUAAUCAAUACGUAUCCCGAAACUCCCACAUAUCAAACGAAUAUAUACACAGCUGGGGUCAAAAGAAUAGCAAAGAAUGGACUCUGAUUGAAGAACUAACGAUAGAUCUUUAAACAUUUAAUCUUAAAAAAGUCGAAAAAUAUAAAAAAAAUUGUAAUACCGUGUAAAAAAUUAUUAUU
Drosophila elegans is the source of this 3491-nucleotide messenger RNA. It is a transcript of the gene Lrt, whose product is annotated as slit homolog 3 protein. Gene Ontology annotation, molecular function: protein binding. Lineage: Eukaryota; Metazoa; Arthropoda; Insecta; Diptera; Drosophilidae. The transcript has 6 exons. The record is from RefSeq and is a predicted model, not a curated record. The coding region runs from base 679 to 3129 and encodes 816 amino acids.